AUGUUUCUCCCCCUGGCAGUGAGCACGGAUGAACUUUUAAAAGAAGCAACCAGAUGUCCCAUCUGCACAGCUUACUUCGAAAAGCCAAUGACCCUGGAGUGUGAAUGCGUCUUCUGUCUCAGUUGUACCAAUUCACUACAGAAGGAGCCCCAAGGGGAAGGUGUCUUGUGUCCCUUCUGCUUGGUGGCUUCUCAGAAAAACAACAUCAGGCUCAAUCGGCAGCUGGGGAGUCUGGUUUCCCACAUUAAGGAACUGGAGCCCAAGCUGAAAAAAAUUCUGCAGAUGAACCCAAGGAUGCGGAAGUUCCAAGUGGAGGUGACCUUGGAUGUCAACACGGCUCACAACCUCCUCCUCAUUUCUGAAGACCUCAGGAGUGUCCAAUGUGGGAGGAUCCAUCAGAAUCGGCCAGAUCUCGCUGAGAGAUUCAACUUGGCAGGUGCUGUCCUGGGCUCUCCUGGUUUCACCUCUGGCCGCCACUACUGGGAGGUGGACCUAGGAAUAAGUGAAGAAUGGAACCUGGGAGUCUGCAGAGAAUCUGCCAGCCGCAAAGGGAUCAUCCAAAUGAUCACGGAUCAUGGAUUCUGGAUUGUGAGUUUGAGGUCUGGGGGACUCCACUUUGCUAACACAAGCCCUCCAACACCCCUUUGGGUGAACCCCAAUUUACAGCGAGUGGGGAUUUUUAUGGAUAGAGGCAUGGGAGACAUCUCCUUUUACCACCUUGGAGAUGGAUCCCACAUCUAUACAUUCACGAAUGUUUUUCCUGAGGAGCCGCUGCGCCCAUAUUUUGCUCCUUCCACUCUCCCAGAUCAGGGAGUCCUAAGUGUCUGUCCCGUGACAAACCCAGGCACUGCCCAUCCGGUCCUUCCUGGGGAGGGCAAAUAA
Molecule: messenger RNA, 882 nt
Organism: Saimiri boliviensis boliviensis (Bolivian squirrel monkey)
Lineage: Eukaryota; Metazoa; Chordata; Mammalia; Primates; Cebidae
Product: ret finger protein-like 3
Molecular function (GO): protein binding
Source: RefSeq, a predicted model, not a curated record